Nomascus leucogenys (northern white-cheeked gibbon) is the source of this 5628-nucleotide messenger RNA. The record is from RefSeq and is a predicted model, not a curated record. NCBI's taxonomy places the organism in Eukaryota, Metazoa, Chordata, Mammalia, Primates, Hylobatidae.
GGCGCGGACCCGAGUGAGACCCGGGAGACUAGCCUGGCCACAGAGACAACGUUGAGGUCCAGACAGGAUUAUUCAGGAUCAGGUUGUAGCCAUUUUCAACAAGGAUCACUGAUCAAAAUUGUUCUUUUUACAAAGAGAUUUACAAGUUAAACAUGAAGGGAAAAUACUGGAAUCAUUUGGAUUCUGACAGGAUAAAGAAUACAAUAUUUCACAUUUACUUGUAAUGGAACCUUUGUAAGAUUCAUCACUUGUCAUUCACCCAGUUGGGAACAUGGAUGUUGGUUUUUCUCGUACUGCUGUUCAGACACUGUCAAGAAGCCACUGCAAAAACAUCAAACAAAAAAUUUCUCAAUGGGAAGGAAGGGCUAAUGGUAUAUCUAAUCCAGAAAAGUGGCAUCCAAAGGACUUUGGAGUGAGAUAUAACUGUCACCAAGAGAUCCGUCUGAAGAAAAAUCCUAUAGCUGAGAGAAAGAGCAAAAACUUGGAUGUAACCAGCUGUGAAAAUGUGGGUCUAGAUAUAAAUGAAGAUACCAAAAGCCAUGAUCAAAGUGAGAAUGAAAAUAAGAAACAUGAAUAUGACGAUACACACUUCUUUAAAAAUGAAUCAGAAUCCAACUGGGUAUGUUCUCGGGUCAAAGAAAUGGAAAGCUGUAAAGAAGAUGUCUUAGAUCCAGAGACUUCAUUACCUCCAGGAAACUUCUAUACCUCACAAAUACUGUGGAAGAAAAUAGAAGCACUUCCCCCAGAUAAACUCUUAAAUUUGGCUUUAGAACAUUGUGACUCUUCAGAAAAAGAACUGAACUUCAGAGUUCUGGAUAGUUCAUACGGAAUAACCAAGAGCUUAGAAAAUAUUUACUCUGAACCUGAGGGGCAAGAAUGUGGACCUUCCAUAAAUCCUUUGCCAAAACCUCGUAGGACAUUCAGAUAUUUAUCUGAAUCUGGUGUUACGCCAUAUAAAGAAAGAAACUGUGACAAAAAAUACUGUGAAAAUAAUUCUUGUGCACAAUCUUCUUUGGCCUCUUCUGAGGAACCUGAACCAAAGAAAUAUGGUGGAAAAAUCAGAGGAAGAUCUAAAAGGAAAUCCUUUGAAUUUGAGGAUAUUCAGCACUUUCGAAAUCGGAACUCACAGACGAUUCGUGAAGAACUUGGAAGAAAUUCUGGGUCAGCACUUUAUUACACACAGUCUGAGGACAAUAUCUAUGAAGAUAUCAUAUAUCCCACCAAAGAAAAUCCAUAUGCAGAUAUUCCAGUGCAGCCUUUACCUAUGUGGAGAUCACCUUCAGCAUGGAAGCUACCACCAGCUAAAAGUGCUUUUAAAGCACCCAAGCUUGUACUGAAAAUAGAUGACAUAUUUGAAUCUAAAAGAGGGAAGAAGAAGGUAAAGUUACAUUCUUACACUGGAAAGGAAUUACCUCCCACAAAAGGUGAAACCAGUGGGAAUGAAAGUGAUGCCGAGUAUCUGCCAAAGAAUCGCCAUAAACGUUUAGCACAACUGCAACAGUCUUCCAAGAGGAAUCCUCACUACCAGACCUUGGAGCGGGAUCUUAUUGAAUUACAGGAGCAGCAGCUGUUUGAACUUUUUGUGGUGGUGUCUCUACAGAAGAAACCAUCAGGAAUAAGCUAUAUUCCCCAGGUCAUACAACAAUUCCCUGGCAAGGAUGAUCAUGGCUAUAAGCAGUCCAAAGACAUGGAAGAGAGGCUUAAAGUUAUCCCAAAAUUUUGUUUUCCUGAUUCAAAGGACUGGAUGCCAACCUCAGAACUCAAGAGUGAAACAUUCUCCUUUGUCUUGACUGGUGAAGAUGGAAGCCGGUGGUUUGGUUACUGUAAGAAGCUCUUGCCAGAAGGCAAAGGAAAGCGACUGCCUGAGGUAUACUGCAUGGUUAGUCGCCUAGGCUGCUUCAAUCUUUUUUCAAAGAUUCUGGAUGAAGUAGAGAAGAGAAGAGAAAUGUCUCCAGCCCUUGUUUACCCAUUCAUGCGAAGUGUCAUGGAAGCUCCUUUCCCAGCUCCUGGACGCACCAUCACAGUUAAGAGUUACCUCCCUGGGGCUGGAGAUGAGUCCAUUGAACUCUGCCGACCACUAGAUUCCCGAUUGGAACAUGUUGAUUUUAAAUGUCUCUUUAAGUGCCUGAGUGUGUGUCAUCUCAUCCGGGUCUGUGCCUCUCUCCUUUUGGAGCGUAGGGUAAUCUUUGUUGCCAACAGCCUAAGCACCCUGUCAAAAUGUGGCCAUGCUGUGGUAGCUACACUGUAUCCAUUCACCUGGCAGCAUACCUAUAUCCCGGUCCUGCCAGCAUCUAUGAUUGACAUCGUGUGCUCACCUACUCCAUUCCUUAUUGGAAUCCUGUCUUGCUCCUUACCACAGCUCCAGGACCUACCCAUUGAAGAGGUGCUGAUAGUUGAUCUCUGUGCAGACAAGUUCUUACAAGAGGUAUCUGAUGAGGAUGAAAUUCUACCACCAAAACUUCAAGCUGCCCUGAUGCAGAUUUUGGAAGAACGAAAUGAAAUCUUGACUCAGGAGCAGAAUUUUUCACAAGAUGUGACACUCAACUCUCUGGUGUCCGAAGCAUUUGUCAGGUUUUUUGUGGAGUUGGUAGGACAUUAUUCUUUGAACAUGACUGUCACUGAGCGUGGGGAGCGUGUUUUCCAAAGGGAACCAUUCCGUAAGUCCCACACCUCCCGAAGUGUACGCCACUUCCUGGAUCUCUUCAUGGAGACUCAGAUGUUUGCAGGAUUCAUCCAGGACCGAGAGCUUCGGAAAAGUGGAGUUAAAGGUUUGUUUGAGGUCCGGGCCAUCCAGUAUUUGGAAACAAUUCCUGAGUCAGAGCCCAGUGGGAUGAAUAGAAUUUUGCGGAGUCUUGGAAGUAAAAUGAAAUUUCUGCAGAAGAAAUGAAAUCUCUGAUUGUCUCCAUCCUGAAUAUACAACAGAAAGUGCCAAAGAAAAUAUUUUUCCAAGGAUCAGGUUCCCAUGAAGUAUUCUAAAAAAUUCUUGAAAUUUUAAAAGGUUAAAGAGCGAGUCAGGCUGUCAGAGGAGGAUUCUCCUGUUGCUGCUGUAGUAAUCACUGGAGAAUUGUUGGGAAUGGUCUGGAACCAAUGCCAUCUUUACUCUGUCUCCAUUUUUUUUUUUUAUAGCAGCCUUUUCUAUGUGAUUCUUGGGCUCAUUCUCUGUUUUGUGCUUUGUCUGUGAAAGUAGUUGUCUUUCACAAGGAAAAGCCUUGUUGUUACCUUUAAAAAAUAGCUCAAAGAUGAGAAUAAUGAGAGAAAUGCUGAGUUUAAGGUAGUAGAGAGACACAAUAGAAAUGGAGAACACUAGCCUUAUACACAUAAUUCUCAUCACUGAACUAUCAUGGCAGCUUUAAACCCAUGGGCUGUUUGACCUGGGCUAAGGAAUAGACUCAUCACAUAUCUCCAUUGUUUUGCCUUAUAUUAUAUCUAGGGGAAUCUCACUUAGGAGGAAACCCUACUUGCAAUAUUACAAGGUACUGUUAUUAAGUGCCUUAUAAAAUUAGACAUCUUGCAACUCUGCCUCCAAAUUAUGUGGCAUUUGAGUAGCUUGCUUGUCCCUCACAUGUCAACAUUAAACUUUGUGGAGGCUGGAUGCAGUGGCUCACACCUGUAAUCUCCACCACUUUGGGAGGCUAAGGCAGGAGUUUGAGGGUAGGAGUUUGAGACUAGCCUGGGCAACAUAGCAAGAUCCCAUCUCUACAAAAACAUUUUAAAAAUAAGUAAAUAAAUUUAAACUUUGUGAAAUUAUAGCUGAUAUGAAAAUGUCCUUUCAAGGGCAUGGGAGCCACCUUUAUUUUUUAGUGUCCACCAUGUGCCAUGCACUGUGGUAUAUGUAUGCAUAUCAUCUCAACCAAUCCUUAAAUCAACCUUAUGAGAUAGAUAUUUGCAUUUCCAUUUUACUAAUAAAGAAACUGAGGCUGGGUGCUGUGGCUCACAUCUGUAAUCCCAGCACUAUGGGAGGCCAAGGCGAGUGGAUCAUUUGAGGUCAGGAGUUCGAGACCAGCCUGGCAACAUGGUGAAACUCUGUCUCUACUAAAAAUACACACAAAAAAUUAGCUGGGCAUGGUGGCAGGUGCCUGUAAUCCUAGUUUCUCGGGAGGCUGGGCCACGAGAAUCGCUUGAGCCCAGGAGGCGGAAGUUGCAGUGAGCUGAGAUCGCGCCACUGCAUUCCAGCCAGGGUGACAGAGUGAGACUCCAUCUCAAAAAAAAAAAAGAAAAAAGAAAAAAACAAAUUCAAAGAAGUUAAAUACGUUGCCCAAAGUUGUACAACACAGAACUGAAGCCAGGACUUUAUGGACACAGAAAAAGUUGGUUAGUCCUACAGAUGGAAAUUUCAUCUCAAUAGGAUUAUAUAGCUAUUUAUUUUAUUAAUAAAAAUUUUCUAUUAAGUGUACCAGAGCCACUUUUCAGCUCUGAGGAUAAGGAACUUUAUAGGUGCCUAGAUGAGACUCUUUUUAUUCCCCUAGAAAUGUUGAAAUUUUUGCUCUAAUUAAAUUAGACUCAAAAUAUGAACAUUCCUUGAACAUAUACCACUUAGUCAUCCAGACCUUUAAUAUCUGAAGUAGUAGUAGUAGUGAUUGGAAAGAGAAAGUUUUCAGUGAUGGUGCAGUGUUUGUGUGUGUGUGUGUUUUGUUUUUUGUUUUUUUGUUUUGGUUUUUUUUUUUUUUGAGAUGGAGUUUCGCUCUUUUUGCCCAGGCUGGAGUGCAAUGGUGUGAUCUCGGCUCAUUGCAACCUCUGCCUCCCGGCUUCAAGCAAUUCUCCUGCCUCAGCCUCCUGAGUAGCUGGAAUUAUAGGUGCCCACCACCAAACCUGGCUAAUUUUGUACUUUUAGUGGAGACGGGGGUUUCACAAUGUUGGCCAGGCUGGUCUCGAACUGACCUCAGGUGAUCCACCCACCUUGGCCUCCCAAAGUGCUGGGAUUACAGGCGUGAGUCACUGCACCCAGCGUGUGUGUGUGUGUGUGUGUGUGUGUGUGUGUGUGUGUGUGUGUUUCAAACUCACGGGCAAAUUCAACUUCAGAUGGUGCACUUUUCAUUGAUUAAUAUUAUAGCAAAUGUCAGUUUGUUUUCUUCAGUUUCUGCUGAUGGUUUUAACUGGCACAGAAAGUAUUUAUUCAACCUUACAAAACUGUGUAAGUUGCAUUGUGAUACAGUUUAUUGACUUGUACAGUAUUGUCAUUACAACCCAUUCAGGUAUGCAUGAAUCUGAAGCAGAACACCAUUUAAGACUGGUGCUGUAUAAUUCCUACAGAUGUGGGUCCAGGGAAUAGAACUGAGCCUGUCUUUUUUUUAAUGUUAAGCAGGUUACCCCCAGUGGGGCUUCUACUAGACAUCUCUCCAUUUGGUCUCUUCUUACACUCCAACCCAGUGGGAACAGUUAAUAAUUGGAUGUUUAUAAAAUGGGGGUAAAAGGGUUUACUGUGAUGGAUCCUGACUAUCCCUCUAGGAGGAGACCUUUGCUUCAGCAAUGGUGUCUUCAUCCUCGCAGCCUGAAGCUGCUUCAUUUCCUUAGGUCUGUUGUGUUUUGUUUCUGUAAAGCGUUAUGAAUUCUGCAUAUUUUUGUAAAAGAAUCAAGAUUUGUAUAAAAUGUUGUUUACAGAUCUUUUAAUGAAUAAAUAAAUAAAAACUC